Messenger RNA from Fragaria vesca subsp. vesca, 495 nucleotides. Its product is annotated as phylloplanin-like. Lineage: Eukaryota; Viridiplantae; Streptophyta; Magnoliopsida; Rosales; Rosaceae. The transcript is spliced from 2 exons. The record is from RefSeq and is a predicted model, not a curated record. Bases 1 to 495 code for a protein of 164 amino acids.
AUGGCGCUCUCCAAAAGGACAAUGUUGUUUGUGUGCCUCUUGGUUGCUGCAGUGGCAGUAGCUGUUCCGAUAGCUCAAGGGCAGACCAUCGGAGGCCUCAUCGCGACUCUCCUUGGUAUCAUUCGCGUCCAAGGCGUGGUCUAUUGCAGUGUCAAUGGCGCUGCCAGUGUUGGGACCAACGGCGCCAUUCUUACCCCUCCAUUUUCAAAUGCUACAGUCCAACUACGUUGCGGAGCAGGAAGUGGUACUGUGUUAGAAACUGUGCAAACCAAUGCCAAAGGAGAGUUCUCAAUCUUGUUAGACAUUUCCUUCUAUACACUACCCCAAAUAUUGUCCGGAUGCCGUGUUGUGGUUACAACACCACUUGCCAGUUGCAACGCCGCCCUCCCUUCCACUGGAUGUCUUACAUCGACCUUGACAUCACUCGGAAACACCGUUGUUCCCCUCUUGACCACCGUCAAUGUCGGUACCGGAGUGUUCAGUGUCUCCGCGUAA